UAGCUCAUCAUAAGACUCACAACAACAUCACAAGACCUAUACACAAAACGUCGUACAAAUUACGACAUUCGUUGUUAAGAGGUAUAAAACGCUGGAAAAUGACAUCUUUCGUUUUUUUCUCGCUGAUUUUUUUUCAAUAUAUUGGAAUAAGCUGGUUGGUUGUAUCUGUUGAAGCAAAUAAAGAUGUAAUAUCGUCUUUGCCUGGCCUUCCCUACAUACCUGUAUUUCAACAAUAUUCUGGUUAUCUAAGCGCUUCUGGAGGAAGAAAAUUUCAUUAUUGGUUUGUUGAAUCUCAAGGUAAUCCACAAACAGAUCCAGUCGUUUUGUGGCUAAAUGGUGGACCAGGUUGUAGUUCAAUGGUUGGCCUUUUAUCUGAACAUGGCCCUUUUUUGGUCAAUCCCGAUGGCAAGACAUUACGUUAUAAUCCGCAUAGCUGGAAUAAGGUGGCCAACAUGUUGUAUUUGGAAUCACCGGCAGGAGUUGGUUUCUCUUAUUUAGAUAGCGAAGACUAUGCUACCAACGACACUGCUGUGGCUGCAGACAACUAUGCUGCAUUGGAGGACUUUUUUAACAAGUAUCCACAUUUUGCAGAUAAUCCAUUUUACAUCACGGGAGAAGGAUACGCAGGAGUUUAUGUGGCUACAUUAUCAAGUCACAUUUUAGGGGCUGUUAAUAAAACCAUUAAUCUUAAGGGAUUUGCUAUUGGCAAUGGAUUUUUAAGUGUAAAAGAUAAUGCUGAAUCACUUUUUUACUAUGCUUACUAUCAUGGACUACUUGGAAAUGACGACUGGAAAAACCUUCAAACCUACUGCUGUCCACGAGGAGCAUGCACUUUUUAUGAGUCGAAAAGUGCAUCAUGUCAACAAAUGGUUGAGCUUGUGAAGAGUACUAUAAUGAAUAUUGGCUUGAAUACAUUUGCAAUAUAUCAAAACUGUAGUAUUACACAGUCCAAUGGUAUUGACCAUUUCUUUGCCAUGGAGAAUGCAGUCUAUAAAGAGCAAAGACUUUUGCAAAGAACAUUUGAUAUGCCAACAUCAUGCAUAGAUUCAACAGAUUUACGUGUUUACCUUAACACACCAGCUGUUAGACAGGCUCUUAACAUACACGAUGGAAUUCGAGAAUGGACUCUUUGCAGUAAAAGUGUGAACGAUCUUUAUCGGAGUUAUUACAGCGACAUGACGGCUUUGAUUAAAAAAAUACUUCAGAAAACCCGUGGACUCAUUUAUAAUGGCGAUACUGAUCUUACGAUGAAUUUUUGGGUGCUCAAAAUUUCGUCGAAAGACUUGGUUUGAAACCCGUGUUGGGUCGUCGGUUUUGGAAAAUAAAAGGACAAGUCUCAGGAUUUGUAAAAGACUUCGAAGGUCUUAAAUUUGUUACAAUAAAGGGAGCAGGCCAUUUUGCACCGAAAGACAAGCCUGCAGAAGCAUUUAAAAUGUUUUCAUAUUUCUUGGAAAAUAAAAAUCUUUAUUGAGACCUGGCUAUUAUUGUGUGUUGUAUAAUGCCUAAAUAAUUACUAUCGAUGAACAUCCUCGAAUUAUUAGUCGUAAUUAAUUUUUAUUUUAGUGGGGGGUUAAAUUUUAAUCAAAAGUGCAAUUAUCGUAUUUGUAAAGCUACCAAAAACUUUGUUUGUGAAAAUAAAAGAUUGCACCAUUGUA
Messenger RNA from Xenia sp. Carnegie-2017, 1655 nucleotides. Its product is annotated as lysosomal protective protein-like. The record is from RefSeq and is a predicted model, not a curated record. Bases 99 to 1292 code for a protein of 397 amino acids. The transcript is spliced from 13 exons. Gene Ontology annotation, biological process: proteolysis. Lineage: Eukaryota; Metazoa; Cnidaria; Anthozoa; Malacalcyonacea; Xeniidae. Gene Ontology annotation, molecular function: serine-type carboxypeptidase activity.